CUAAUUUUGCUAUGUGAAACUUUUUCAUAUGUGAUCGUAUUAAAAAUUAUACGAGAUUAAUGAUCGAGAAGUGAAAAAUAUUAUAACACUAAUUUAUCAAAUUUGAAUACAAUGAACUUUAAGUUUCUUCACCACCUAUCGCUCGUAACGAUAUAAUAUGCGACUUCAGCGACAAGUAUGGACAAAAUAUGAACUACAAGCGCAAUAGGGAAACACUAUUUCCUAUUAUAUCGUUGUAUAGGCUUGUAUGUCAUAAAUCUUUCACACAUAACCUAACGAUUGAGUGAGUGUGUGACAGAAAUUUUUGUAUGUAGUAAAUAGUAAAAAAUAGUAGUACAUAUAAUAAAAGCAAGAAAAGAUCAUAUGUCAGAUUAUAUUUUUUUAAAGAUAGAUUAAUUGAAAAAUGUUUGUUAAUUGUAUAAAUUUUAUACUUUUUAUUUCUAGUUAAACUUAUACAAAUAAGUGUAUUUAAGCAGCUAUUACCUUAAUAAUACUUACGAUAAAAUAUAUUACGAUAAUAUAAUAUAUAUAUAUAUAAUAAUAGCAGUAAUAUAAUGUAUAAUAAUUUUUCAGAAUGUAUCUCUGAAUUGAAAUUAUUUUAUAUUUAACAUAUGUUACGAGCUAUGUAAUGUUUAAGCGAAUGUAUUAUUGUUUAAAUAUUGGUUUAUUGUACUUCGUAUAUAUUAUGCAUUAUAAAUUAAUAAUUAUAAAAUCAACAAAAGUAUUGUCUAAUCUUAGACGCUUAGAAUGAGAGAGAGAGAGCUUCGAUGUUUCCUCGUCAGAAUACGAAAGAAGAAUGGAUCGAUAAAGGUCAAAGUCAGUUAAACGUUAGUUUGUUUUUGUUGAUAUUAAAUGUAGUCAACAAUCCGGAAAUCAAAAUUUAAUUCUAUUGAAAUAUUAAAUUGAAAUUAUUUUAUAUUUAACACAUGUUACGAACUAUGUAAUAUUUAAAUGAGUGUACAUUAUUAUUUAAAUAUUAAUUUAUUGUACUCUGUGUAGGUUAUACAAAGUUUAAAUAAUUAUAAUUUUGAAAUAAUUUUAUAUGCUAUUCUAUGAUUUUAUAUAUUGUUAACAUGAACGACUGAAUAGUUUUUAUCAUAGAAUCAUUAGGCAAUAACUCAUUAAAAUGCCUGAAUAGGUUAUUGUGACUUUUCCGUGUGAGCAUGGCGAAACGCGUUUCUUUAUAUUUGCAAUGAAUCAGAAAAUUUGAAGCUGAUAAAGAAGCAAUUGUCCACUUCACGGAAACAAACCACAUAUCAUUCUAACGUUUAUAUAAAAAUCAGUAAUGUGGAUAAGAACUUCUUCUAUUUUGCCGCAAAAUUCAAAAAGCGCCACUAUACGAAAUUUAUUUUAUGAAAAAUGUCGAAAACAACGUUUACAUUAACAGCGAGUACAGGUGUAAUUUCUAAAUGAUUUUAAUGAACAAGAUCUCAUUUUAAAGAUAAAGGUUUAAGUGAGGAUAUGGCUUUCUCGAAUUUUUUAAAAAAUUUUAUUUUUUGGAUAAACUAUUGUAGGAAAAAUAUUAUUUUUGAUACGAUUUUUUUCAAAGAAAAUAAAACUUUUCCAAAAGUUCUGAAAAGUUGUGUUCUUUCUGAAACAUUUACUUUUAAAAUGAGACUUUUUCAUUAAAAUCAUUUAAGAAUUACACUUGUACUCAUUGUUCGCGUAAAAUGUUAUAAAACAAGAUGUGAUGAAUAGCCUUAACACCGCGCAAGUGAAAGUGUUAACAUGGAAACUAUAAUGCGAUUGGAUAUCUAAUUACCCGCGAUGAUCACGUGAUUUUAAAUGUAUUUGUUGUAUAUAUUGUGUGUCGUGUAUAUAUUUCAUUAUUAUAAGAAUAUGUUUUGAACAUAUUAUAUCGACUUCAUCGUUUUUUCUCACAAAAUGAAGUAUCUAUUUCACGUUCGUCAAAAAUAUAUUUUUUAUAUAAAAAUUGUUUUUACAUCUAAAUUAUUAAAUGCAUUAAUAUUGUUAGUACAUUACUAUCGGCGUUUUUUGAAUUAUUAGAGGGCGAUACUAUCGUUUGAUAGUCAGGACCGUCGCUGCUUUAAUAUGAUACAAUGUAUUUCAAUGUAUUGCUUUACUUUUGAAUUUACGAUUUAUUGAAUCUUGUCAUUAAUUUAAUAAAAGGUACAUAUGUAUGUAUAUAGACAUUAGGAAAUUGUUUUUGAAAAAUAAAAAAUGAUAACGUAACGAAGGUGGAUGAAAGCUAACUUUACCGGAUCUCAAUUGGAUGAUAUUUAUAUGUUACAUUAGAAUCCCAUAAAAUGCUCCAAUCAGAAUCCCAUAAAAUCCUAUUUGACAAUUAUUUAUAUUUUAGCAUCAAUUUUCCAAGAUAUAAGUAUGUUCAUCUCGUGCGAUAUCUAUUCAAACUUUUUUAUUGAAAUAUUGUAAUAUAUUCUAUAAAAAUUAAUUUUUAUUUGCUACCCAAUAUAACGAUAAAAUUUUCUUAUUAAUACGUAAUGAUACUUUAUUUAAGAAGAUAAUAAUUAAAAUAUUUUUUACUAUAUUCAUGCGAUUUUUUAAUUGUUUUCUCAUGUAGAAGAAUCAGUAGUCAAAAUAAUUUUAUGUUGAUACGAUCCUGUCCAGGAUAGCAUAUUAUACUAUCGUUAUUAAAAACAUCAGUCGCAGUGUGCCCACCCACCAAGAUGGCUCCUUUACGGGGCAAUACUCGAAGUUUGACGUGAAGUUAUUUACACGCCUGGAAUUUAACACUGUCCAGAAAAGUGUUAGAUAUUUUUUGGUGCGGUGUGUAUGCAGGAAAAGAAGUCAAGAUAGUAGACGAACGGUAAAAAGCGGUGAAGGUUCUGUCGAAUUUUAAAAAAGUUUCAACGAGACGGCCGGUCGGCUCGUGAGAUCGCUCAACGAAGGAAUAUAUGUAUCUGUAUGACUUUCAUGCUAGUAUAGCACAUCAAUUUUAAGAUAUAUGUCAUCAAUCCUAUUACGUACCAUACUUUUUAAAAGAUAAUCUUCCUUGAAAUUGUACUGAAGUUGGAAUAUAUUGUAUUUCAUACAUAUAACUUUUGAAGUCUUGAGAUAUGUACAUUAUCAAGAAAUGAUUAUAUGGCAUUAUCACUGGCAAAUUUGGAAUAAGGACACUGUAUUGAUAAAGCACAAAUGAAAUUUUGGCAAAUGUUAGUUAAACAUACAUGCUUAUACAAAUUUUUGGAUACUGCAUCUGAAAUUGCAUUAUUGUGAUGACAUAUAAGUUCCAAGUGCGAAAAAACAAAUUAAAGUAAUAGAAUUAAUGAAAAUGUUACCUAAGGGAAGUUCUUCUGAUUUUCAUGCAUGUUUGUAGAUCUAAUAUUAUGAUCAAAAAUAUGCGAACAAAUUCCUAAUAAAUAUAAGCAAUUAUAAUACCAUUUACUUUUAAACAUAUAUAAAUAUGUCUUGAAUAACAUUACUUGAGAAAAACCAAUUUAUUUUCAAAUUUAAAAAUUGCACAAGUGUUAUAACUGUACAUUAUUCCAAAAAUGGCAAGGAAAAGCGAUAAUGUCAAGGCUAUAAAUAUUGCGAUUGUUGGACUUUCUGGUACUGAGAAAGAUAAAGGACAAGUUGGAGUUGGCAAGUCAUGCUUAUGUAAUCGUUUUAUGCGUUCUCUCAGCGAUGAUUAUAAUGUGGACCAUAUUUCAGUAUUAUCACAGUCGGAUUUUAGUGGCAGAGUCGUGAAUAAUGAUCACUUUUUAUAUUGGGGCGAAGUAACAAAGACUGCUGAAGAUGGUGCAGAAUAUCAAUUUCAAGUGAUAGAGCAUACAGAGUUUAUAGAUGAUGCAUCCUUUCAACCUUUUAAGGGUGGUAAGAUGGAACCUUACGCAAAGAGAUGUGCAGCAACUAAAAUUACUAGUGCUGAAAAACUUAUGUACAUCUGCAAAAAUCAAUUGGGUAUCGAAAAAGAAUAUGAACAAAAAGUUUUACCAGAUGGUAAACUAAAUAUUGAUGGUUUCUUGUGUGUAUUCGAUGUAAGUGUUGUGCCUAACAGAUUAAUCGAGAAACAAGUUGAAAUAGUAGCUAACAUACUAAAUAAUUUAAUGAAAACAAAAAAGCCUAUAGUUCUGAUCACAACUAAAAAUGAUGAUGCAAAUGAACAAUAUGUCAAAGAAGCAGAAAAGUUAGUGAUGCGCAAAGAAUAUAAGGGAUCUAUACUAAUAGUGGAAACUUCUGCGCAUGAAAAUAUUAAUAUUGACCUGGCCUUUAUGAUCGUAGCACAGUUAAUUGAUAAGACUAAAACGCGCAGUAAAGUGAUUCCUUACGCGGAGGCAGCUAGGGCUAGAAAAGAGUUAUUAGAUACAUCCACUGAAUCUUUGCAAAGAUUAAUUCGCAUACAUGUUACUGAUUUUCGUGCACUAUGGUCACAAGCAUCUAAAAAACUUGCACAACAUAAAGAAUUCUCAACUUUCAUAGAAUUAUUUGGAGUUGAUGCAACACAAAGAUUAUUUAGAAGACAUAUUAAAAAACUAAAAGAUGAGCAGGUAGCAAAAAAAAUACAAGGAUACUUGGAUGUAUUACCAGAUGUUCUUCAUGAGAUAUGUCCUGAUAUAUCAAAUUUAAUGAAUGAGGAAUGGUCUGCAGUACAACAGUGUAUAAAAGAACAUCCUGACUUUCAUCAAUAUUUUUAUGAGUGUCCCGAGGAUAUACCUUGGAUUGAUUAUGAUUUUGGAGAAAAUAAUAGCUCUAAAAUUCCUUAUGACGUUUUAGAAACAUCAGAGGCUGAAACUGUUUUUAAAAAUCAUGUAAAUGCUUUACAACAAGAACAACGUCGAUUAGAACUUCCAAAAAGAUGGAAGAAACAGUUUAAGCAGUUAUUAGAAGAAACUGGUUAUGUUACACCUGGAAAACAAUUAUCUGAGGUUAGAGUACUAUUUAUGGGUAGAGAAUGUUUUGAAGCUCUUUCUCAUCAUGAUUGUCAGGAAAUAUAUGAUCAACAUCAAAAAGAAAUAAUUGAAAAAGCAAAACAUAAUUUUCAAGAGUUAUUGUUAGAACAUGCUGAUUUAUUUUAUCACUUCAAAAGCAUAGCUCCUUCUGGAACCAUUACACAGGAUGAUAUAAAAGAAAUUACGGACGCUUUACUAGAUGAUUUUAGGUACAAAGCUUUAGACAGAUUGGAUCAAGAUAGAAAGUUGAUGUUGUUCCAACACUUAGGAUUUGUUCACUGUCCUAUAAGAGAACAUUGUCCAGCAUACCCAAAUUGCAUGGAUGCUCUUAUAGAAAGGAUACUUGGUACAAAAGCCCACAGACCUUCAUCUUGGAAUCAUAGUAGUCAGUGGCAAUUAACAUCAGAUAACAAUCAACUGAAUCUAGUUAUACUUGGAUGUAACGGACUUGGUGAGGAAUUCGCUCGGGAAAUAAGAGCGCAAACAGAUGAUGAUGAAGUAGAAAUUGAUUGCCAAUUAUACACUUUGGGAUAUAGGAUUAUUGAUGGUGAUGUAGGAUUACCACACAAUUCUUUUACCACCUCAGAUUUCAUGCCACAUGGAUCAUUUUGUAUAUAUUCAAAUGAGGAUUCGUUCGAAUACAUUCGUUCGUCAUUAGAGAAAACAUUACUUUCAAAUUUAGAACAAGAAGAUAGGUUACCGUUUCAAGGAUUACCUAUUGUUAUUAUGUUUUUACCAGAAUCAAGUAUUGAUGAUAUGGAAGCAAUACGACUCAGGGAAGAAGGACAAAAUCUUGCCGAUAGUUUGCAGUGUCCUUUUAUCGAUGUUUGCAUAGAUGAUUUAGAACAAGAUAAAAGAUUCCCAACGCCUUUGGUGAAAGAUGCUCUACAGCAACUUAUACAAUCUAUAAAUCAUCGAGCUGGAUUUUUGAAUAUUUACCAAAGUGUUAUAGAGUGUUUAGAACCAGACAUUAGAAUAAUAAUGUGUAUGUUCUGUGGAGAUCCUUAUUCAGUGGAAAAUGUUCUUGGACCUUUACUCAGUCAUCAGUGUUGUUUUCUCAGUGGAGAUAGAUCUAUUGUAUUGGAGACAUUUUUGGGGGAAUCCAAACGCAGAGUUGAAGUUAUUAUUUCCAGUUUUCACGGAGCAAAUGCAUUUAGAGACGAACUUGUACAUGGUUUCAUAUUGGUUUAUUCAACAAAGAGAAAAGCAUCUCUUGCAACUCUUAAUGCAUUUUCUAUGAACAUACCCAAUUUACCAAUACAAAUUAUGGCUGUGACUGAUACUGGAGGUGCCAAUGCUUUCUUCAGUAAUGAUUUGAGUCAUUUGCUUAUCACAGAAGGAAAUGCAACCGCAGAUAGAUUACAAGCACAUUUCAUGACAUCUGCAUCAAGUUGUCAACAGAAAACUGCUUUUUAUACGCCCUUUUUUAAAGAGGUGUGGGAAAAAAAACCAGAAAUUGAGCAAGCAUUCAAUAUGGAGGAACCUGGUAAUUUAAAUGAUAGUGGUGAGGGUACAUUAGAAUACUCUGCUUUACAUCCAAUGCCACCACCACGACAUGAAAGCUAUCAUCUUCAAACGCCAGAUGAUGGUAUGUCUGUAACUUUCAGAAGUGGCUCAGAGUCUUAUGAACAAUUAACGCCGGAUGGUGAUCUUGGAGAUCCGGGAUUGACUGAACAAUUUGCUGAUAACAGAGCUAGUCCAAGUGAUGAUAGUGAUAUAUAUAGUCAAGUUGAUUUUUAUCGAGAAGAAAGGGAAAGAGAGAUGUUAAAAUCUGGAGACAUUACUAACAAAUUAUCCGGAUGGGUUAAAGAAACAUUUAUGCAUCAAGAUGGAGUAACAAAUAGCUAUCCUCAUAGAGCUUUUACAACAGGUAGACGUCAUAUUUCGCAAGCGAAACCACGGCCAAAAGGAAAUAGUCAAACGUUAAAGCAACCUGGAAAAAUUAAUUUAAAAGAUUUUUCCAAUGUAACAGACGCUAUAGCUAGAAUGACAAUAGGUGAAAAAGAUGAGCAUGGUCCUAAAGUAGGUCUGGGCCAUGCUCCUCUUGCUACACCUGAAUUGGUAGAUCUCGGAUCUGAAUAUGCACAGGUGAAAGACCUUGUUCCUAGUUUAUAUUCUGCUUACGACGGUGACUAUAUGUAUGCGUUAGUGCAAGAUUCUGUCGGAAACAACAAAUCUAAAUUACGACAUAGACGUGAAAAAGGACAACCAUCUUACAGUGAUUCUGAUUCAGAAUGGAGUUCUUUGGAAAGACAAAAGGUAGUGGAUACUUUAGGAAAAGUAAAUAAGAAACCGUUAACUCAUAAAAGGAUACGUAAGAAACGUAUUGGUAUACCAGUUGCAACUCCAAAAGUGCCAUCAUUGGCAAGUAUGGGAAGUGGAGAUGGUAUUGUAGGAAUGAAUUAUAAUCUCAAAGAUGAUAAAAAUUGGAGAAUCGAUCCUGCAGAAAGAGUAUCUAGUGAAACUCCAGAUAGUUCUGAAUCAAGUGAUCCAGAACAAAUGUCAAGGGCCAGAUCAAAGCAAUACAAGCAUGCAGCAGCAAGUUUACGCAAAAGAUUUGGUAAUUCAUUACAACAACAGCAUUUAGCAGCAACAUUGCAACAUCCUUUUAAUACUAAACAUAUGGCUCAAGAUAUGUUUAGUGCUUCUUACGAUGAAUCGAGCCUAGAUGUUUCAUCUCCGCGUGAAAUAAAUUCUCCUAGUUUUGGAAUACUCAAUAAAGGUAAAGAAGGUGACAAAUCAACACGGAAAAAAGAUAAACAGAAAGCAAAGGAAGAUGAAAAAUUAGAAAAACGUAGGCAGAAAGAAGAGAAACUUAAGAAACACGCAGAGAAAGAAAAAGAAAGGGAAAAGAAAAAGCAAGAGAAAAUAAAGCAAACAAAAGGACCUAGUGGAACACCAAUUUCAGGUCAAAUACAACAACCAGUGAUAGAAGACUUUGCACAAAGCGAAACUAAUCGGAUACCAUUAUUUUUGGAGAAAUGUGUACGGUUCAUUGAAGACGAAGGAUUAGAUUCAGAAGGGAUAUAUAGAGUUCCUGGAAAUCGAGCGCACGUUGAACUUCUUUUUCAGAAGUUCGAAGAAGAUGGUAAUGUGGAUAUACAUUCUUUGGACAUUCCUGUAAAUGCAGUCGCAACAGCUUUAAAAGAUUUCUUUUCUAAGAGGUUACCACCACUCAUUGAUAAAGAGCGCAUGAACGAACUCGAAGAUAUAUCGGGUGCACGUGGCAUCAGUAAACCAAUGUCAGCGACUUGCAUGAAUAUGGAAGAUCGUAGUUGCAGACUGCUAGCUUUACGUUUGAUGCUUAAUAAAUUAAAUCCAGUAAACUUUGAUGUACUGAAAUUCAUAUUUCAACAUUUUGUCAAAGUGGCAGAAAAUUGCAAGUUAAAUAGUAUGGACAGCAAAAAUUUGGCCAUCUGCUGGUGGCCCACAUUAUUACCAAUAGAAUUUAAUGAUCUUGGCAGAUUUGAAGCCAUGAGGCCAUAUUUAGAAGACGUUGUGCAAACAAUGAUUGAUCAAUAUCCUUUUCUUUUUUGUGGAGAAGAGGCUAUCGUAAUGGUGUAGUGCAAAAUGUUAUUGCAGGAAUUUUUGGUUGUGUAAACAAAACCGAAUCUAUUUAAAAAGUAAUAUUAUAGUUCUCCUCAGAACUUGUUGCUUCUAAAAGAGCCUGAUGCAUGCUAACAUGUUAUCAGUGACAAUUACGCAGAAUGAUUGGUCUCAUUAUAGUUUAUAAUAUUUGUUUUGACGUAGUACAUACAUAAUACGAUUAAUUUAAGUAUGCGACAUAAAAGACCGAAUUUAUUUAAAUCUUCAUUUAUAUUGUUUAAAACAUAUGACCGAGCGAAAUGAUCGAAUGAUGAUCCUAAGACGGCUGUUUAUACAUCGGUUAAUAAUGCAAGUAAUUAUGUCAAUCCAAGUGUCAUAACAGUAUGCAUGUAUCAUGUUGGAUGUAUCCAAAACGAUGUAUUUAUUACUACGUAUUAGAUAUAAGACUUGAUAUUUGAUAAUAUCAAAUAAUUGUAAUGUCAAAAUUGAUGUUGCUUUUUCAUGUAGUUUAAGUAUCAUAUUGAAUUAUUUUACUAAUUUCAUAGAAAAAAAAAAGAAACUGAUAUUCGUCGAAAGGGAAGUGGGGGACGCGUCUUUAUUAAGCAAAGUAAUUAUAUAAUCUUCAUGCGCAUUAUUUAUUUUGAUAUGAUUUUUUUUGCCAGUAAUAGUAUCAAAUGCAACAUUUUCAUGUAAUGUCAUUUCGAUUGCAUUCUAAAAAUAAUUUUACUUCGCUUUAUAAAAAUUAUUUUUCAAAUGGUAUUUCCAAUCGCAUAAAUUUUAUUUCAAGUAGCGUUCAAUAAGCUGUAUGGUGAUAUAAUCCAUAUAUCUAUUCCGUCUAAUUGAAAACGAAAUAUUACAUGAGAUUACGGAAUUUAUAAAUAAGCAGUAAUAAUGUCAUACGGAGAGCAUUAAAUUGUUAACAAUAUACUUAUACGAGGCAGACUUUGAAAAUUAAAAAAAAAAAAAAAAAAAAAAAAAAAUAGAAAAAAAGAAAAAAAAAGCAGAUAUACAGCGGUGUUCUUCAAUAGAUUUAAAGUUAUCUAGGUAACUAUUCGAUUUUUUUGAACAGAGGUGUAUAUAGAAAUAUACUAAUGUAAGAUAUUAAAUUACGAACAACCAAGGCGAACUAUAGAAAAAUACUUUUAAAAAGGAAGAUAGGUCGAAUAAUAGACUUAAUUUUGUUUAUUAAGAAAUAUGUUUUGUGCCAGCGUAGCUAAUGAAACGUAUCAAUCUCUUAAAUAUGUACUUACGUAUUUGACAAAGUGCUGGUCAUAUUAUUAAUGGAACACAGAGAGUAAUUAUUAAUUGAUCCGCUGAUUCUGACAAUUUUAUAAUAUUGUUGGAAUCAUUUUUCUUUUUGUUUUUAUGCCUUUUUUUUGUUGCUACAAAUGUGCCAUAAAUAAAUCCGUAUGUUAGGAUUUUAAUAAUCAUACCUUUUUGGCGAGCCAUAUUUCGAAGUUGCACGUCGUUUAAGUGUAUAUGAAAGCGAAUGAAAAGAAUGAAAUACCGUUAAAAUUAGGAUUUAAGCUCAUUGAAUGCCAACAUUAGCACAAUUUUUCUAAUUCGAAAUAUAUAAAAAAAAUUUGCAUAAAAAGCGUCGGAGAUGGUUAUUGUUCAUUUUGAAUUCGUAGACGUGAAUUUGUAGCACGGCCGCGAUAUUACAAGACACGUUAAACCUUUUUUGCAAGACGAAAUCGCGAACACGGCCGCUUGCUUCAAAUAUACGCCUGUCGAACGCAUCGUCGCAUUUAUAAAAGAACAUUGUUAAUGAUAAUUCUAUAAAUGUGUGUGCGUGUAUGUCUCGCAAGCACACCUAAUAAACAGCGAAUCGUACUUACAUUCCCAUUUAGUAGUAAUCAAAUUUUAUACAUUCGUAUGUACGUAAUUAUAUAACGUUGUGAUAGGAAGCAAGGUGUAGUUGGUACGCACGAGAUCAAAAAAGCAUGAUUAAAUAUCCAUAAAUGGUCACUGCAUAUCGCAAGUAAUAAGAUAAUAUUGAAAAGUAAUCAUUCAUCUUAGCGCUCAUUAAUAUUUUAAAAAGAUUUGGCGAAUACUCAUUUAUACUCAUCAAAAUCAGUUCUCGGUGCGUGUUCCGCCAUCAUCUUGUCUUCUGACUGAAGCAAACUCACUUUUUUACGAUAAUGUCCGUUUAGGAUUCUGCUUUAAUAAAUCUCUUGCAACUGGACGUUCAAUCACGACGCGUACAGACUGUGGGAUAUAAGCGUAGUCCCAUUAAAAUUAAAUGUUAAACUGUCGUUGCCUGUGAUAACAUGGAAACGAACGAAUAGAGAUCGUCUUUUUUAAUUUAUAGAGUGGACUGAUGAUGUGCGAAUGUAUUAUAAUUGUACAGUUGCGCCGAACGUCGAAACUUAAAUAAAAGAAGCGUUUGCGUCCACUUUUCCUCAUGGAUUUCGAUCUUUCGACGAUCUGUUUCUUCUUUUAUUUCUUCUUUCUUCUAAUCACGAACACAAAAUAAUAAUAAUAAUAAUAAUAAUAAUAAUAAUAAUAAUAAUAAUAAUAAUAAUUAUUAUUAUUAUUAUUAUUAUUAUAUUUCUGUACGAAUCGUUUUUUUUUUUAGUGCACGCAAAGCGGUUUUCUUACGGUAAGGAGAUGCGAUUUUUUUUUCAUCUCCGAUAUAUCGACGACUGCGCUUUGCGAUGCGUAUGUCGGCCUAAAGCAUAUACUUUAAUCGCUUUUUGCAAACGAUCUGAUUUAUUAUUCAAGUUAGAUUGCAAUUAGACGUAUGGAGUAUUUAUAAUGUGAACGAAACGAGUCUACGAUCACAACGAGCAUCAUGCAAAUCGUAGUUGCAUUCGAUCGCUAAUUUAGAUAUGUCGCACUGUUUCAAGUCUUGAACUUUCGAUGAGUAUGUUUUUCUUCUUUCCAGAAAAUUUGUGUAUUUAUAAAUGUCGUCGUUAUAAUAAAUUAUAACGAUUUUUGUAAAUAAUCCAUAUACAUAUUAUAUAAAUAUAAUAUUAUACAUAACGUGUAAAUGGACGCAACCCUGUCCUCGUUGUAUCAAUAGCUAUAUUAUUAUUGUAUAUGAACGAUGGGAAUCUCUGCUGAUUAAAAGUUUCCUACACUAUAUGUUCCGCUUUGUCUAUCUGUAUGGGAUCACUGAUACAUAGUUUCAGCAAUUCUUUGCCAAAUAGUUCCAUCCAAAAUAGAAAAAAAAACGCGGAACGAUAAUUUACUUAAUAAAUUAUUUUUUCCCAUGCAACUCCGUGUUGCGUCGUAUCGUCAAUUUAAUGUUCGCGAGUUCGAACGGGCGUCGAAACGAUGAUCAUUUUGCAUUUUGGGUUUUAUUGUCCGGAGAUAUAUAUCAUGUAUAAAAGGAAGACAGAAAAAGAAAAGAAAAAAAGAAAAAGAAAAAAGCGAACACGUAAAGUGAGGCGGAAAACACGUUGUUACAAUUCUCGGACUCAUUCAUGAAGACAUCUAAUCGAAAUCGGUAAGCGAUCGCAUGUAGAUCGUAUGUGGUUGAUACAUAAAAAAAAUUAAACGUAUUAUAUAUAGCAUUAGUAGGUAUAGGAUUUCUAAUUUGCGCGAAGUUAUGAAAUUUUAUACUGACGACGCUGCUGAAACUUCGAUAUGUCUUAAAUUUAAUAUUUAACGAAUAAUUGAGACGCAAUCACUUUUUAAAAUCGUACUAUAUAAGUUAACAAGAAACAAUAUGAACAAAGAAUGGAAAACUGUGUGAUUAGUGUGCUUGCGAAUGAGUUAUAUGAAGUAUAAUGUGGAUGUAGAUGUACGAAAAAAAAAAAAAAAAGAAAAUGGGUUACGUGGUCUUGGGUGUUAAUUGUCGAGUUUAUAUUAACGCAAAAGGUUAAUAUAAAUAUUUUAUCGUACUUUCUUUUAUUUCCACUGAUUACGAAUCUUUAUUUUAUGAAACGAUAAAACGUCGAAUUUUUCGAAUAACAUUUACAUAGAGAUAUUUGUUAAAAUUUACACCCCACACCGCUUUACCUCUUGACGAACACAUUUAUCGAUCUUUAUGAAACAUAUAAAAAAUAUACACCGAUGCUGGCAAAUAUUUCUAUACUUUAUAAUGAAACAACGAUCGCAAUCGUUUCGCAUACAGGCUGCGAAAAUAUCGAUCGAAGACUCGAAAAAAAAAAAUUUUACCAACAUGUGGAAUGCUAUUUCAAGAAGUUAUACGUGUAUGCAUAUUUAUAUACAUCCAACAUGCUAAAUACUAUAGACAGUCAACUUUUUUCUUUCCUUUUUAUUAUUUUCAUUUAUUUUUUAUUUAUUUAAUUAAUGCACCUAAUAUAAUCCAACGAUAUUGGAUCAUACAUCCUCUAAACGAGAAAAAAGGCGAAUUAAUUAAAAUCUUUAUUACGAUAUAAGAAACGAUAUUUCUCGAUUUUGUGCCACGAUGGUAUGCGAAGAUAUACAUAUAUCAAAUAUAUAUAAUAGAGGACGCGUUGCAACGAAGAUCGAUCGACAAAAGAUGCAGCGACCGGUUCAGUGAGCAGGAAUAAGCAGUCGUAUCCGUUUGAAUGGUCAAUUUACUCGAAGAUGCACAAAUUAUGAAAAGCUAUAUAGUCUUGUAAGAUGGCGAACGAACGAUGUAUUUGGAUGUGGCAUGUAAUUUAGUAAUCCACGAGUACUCGUAAUCGAUAAUUGUAAUGACGCUUUUUAAUGUGUAUAUAAUUGUUGCUUACGCUAUUAACGGUUGUCAUUCAUAAUCGACGGCUGACACGAAUUAUUGGCGUUAAUGACGCUAUUUACGAAAUGAAAUAGAGAGGGAAGAAAGAAGUCGAGGAAGGAAAGAAAAAGGAAGAAAAGAUCUAUGAGAAGAGAGUCUGAUUAAGAAGAAAGGAGGGGGAAAAAAAUCAAGAAGAAAACAAGUUCUUCGACGCGCUUUUAUCUACUGGUCGUUACAUAUUGACUUUAUGAAUGCAAAAAAAUUGGGAAGAUUGAAAAAAGAGAGUGAGGGCGGGACAGUGCGCUGCCGUUUUCGACGCUCGUACAUAUAACCAAUGUACAAAAUAAUUACGAUAUAAAGUGUCGAGCUUUACGAUAGAUUCGUGAUGUUUUCUAGAAUAGUAUAGGGACGAGGUGUAAUAUGUAUUGUUACAUUAUUCGCAAUUGUCGACGGACCAUCAUUUUCUUUUGAUACUACGAAUUGUAAGAUGAUUAAUCAAAUUUAAGAAGGACGGGAGGAGCUUCUGGGGAAGAGGGUAUUUCGUAUAGAUCAUUAUUAAUAAAGUUUACCGUCCCUUUUUAUUUCGAUAAUCGGCCUACAUUUCCUCUGCCGUACUGCCGUCAUCACGAUAUCGUCUUGCUCUUGCUCUUGCUCUCAUAGAUUGGAAUAGGCAAAAACGUUUUGACAUAAAUUUCAAGUUAAAUAAUAAUCGUGAGAAUCUUUCGUAGAGUUCGACGAGUAUUUAAUAUGUAUGAUCGACGCGUCGUGUCAUAUCCGUACACGAGGGGAGAAUGAAAGAAUCGAAUGCAUUUCGACGUUUGCGAAGAUAUAAGAAAAAAAUGAGAAAUAAGCUGAAAAUACCACAAAAAGUAUCGGUGUCCAAAAAGUAUUUAAAAAAAUAAAAAUCGUCUUUAUGUACAAUUUGAACAGUAAA
Vespa crabro (European hornet) is the source of this 14002-nucleotide messenger RNA. RefSeq names its product rho GTPase-activating protein 190 (gene RhoGAPp190). Gene Ontology annotation, biological process: signal transduction. The record is from RefSeq and is a predicted model, not a curated record. Bases 3474 to 8435 code for a protein of 1653 amino acids. Lineage: Eukaryota; Metazoa; Arthropoda; Insecta; Hymenoptera; Vespidae. The transcript has 24 exons. Gene Ontology annotation, molecular function: GTPase activity; GTP binding.